Messenger RNA from Otolemur garnettii (small-eared galago), 2224 nucleotides. RefSeq names its product protein tyrosine phosphatase, non-receptor type 5 (gene PTPN5). Bases 224 to 1849 code for a protein of 541 amino acids. Gene Ontology annotation, molecular function: protein tyrosine phosphatase activity. The transcript has 14 exons. Gene Ontology annotation, biological process: protein dephosphorylation. The record is from RefSeq and is a predicted model, not a curated record. Lineage: Eukaryota; Metazoa; Chordata; Mammalia; Primates; Galagidae.
GGACGGACGCCCCCGCACACGCAGACGCACAGAGCUCCGCGCGGCCCCCGUCACACAUACAUUGGCACAGAGACACACAGGGACACACGCAGACACACGCACACUCGCGCGCGCACAGCCUCCCGCCGGCCUGCCCGCUCGCUCGCCGGCGCCCGGAGCCCGCUCUGGCCGGAGUGAGAGAAAGAGCCAUACCACUGAUGUCUCCGAGGGAGGGACCCUGGACAUGUGCUGCAGUGAGAAGCUGCCGGGUCUCCCCCAGCCGGUAGUGAUGGAGGCACUGGAUGAAGCCGAAGGGCUCCCAGAUUCACAGAAAGAGAUGCCACCGCCCCCUCCUCCCUCACCACCCUCAGAGCCAGCUCAGAAGCCACCACCUCGGGGCGCCGGGAGCCACUCCCUCACUGUCAAGAGCAGCCUGUGCCUGUUUGCUGCCUCACAGCUCCUGCUUGCCUGCGGGGUGCUCUGGUUCAGCGGCUAUGGCCACAUCUGGUCGCAGAAUGCCACAAACCUUGUCUCCUCCUUGCUAACGCUUCUGAAGCAGCUGGGACCCACGGCCUGGCUGGGCACUGGGACCUGGGAAGUACCCAGUCUGCUGCUGGUCUCUCUAUCUGUGGGCCUGAUCCUCGGCACCACCCUGGUGUGGCACCUCCUGAGGACCCCCCCAGAGCCCCCCACUGCACUGCCCCCCGAGGACAGGCGCCAGUCAGUGAGCCGCCAGCCCUCCUUCACCUACUCGGAGUGGAUGGAGGAGAAAGUCGAGGAUGAUUUCCUGGACCCGGAUCCCGUGCCAGAGACUCCUGUGUUUGACUGCGUGAUGGACAUCAAGCCUGAGGCUGACCCCGCAUCACUGACUGUCAAGUCCAUGGGUCUGCAAGAGAGGAGGGGCUCCAACGUCUCCCUGACCCUGGAUAUGUGCACUCCGGGCUGCAACGAGGAGGGCUUUGGCUAUCUCAUGUCUCCACGUGAGGAGUCAGCCCGCGAAUACCUGCUCAGUGCCUCCCGUGUCCUCCAAGCUGAGGAGCUUCACGAAAAGGCCCUGGACCCUUUCCUGCUACAGGCAGAAUUCUUUGAGAUCCCCAUGAACUUUGUGGAUCCAAAAGAAUAUGACAUCCCUGGGCUGGUGCGGAAGAACCGGUACAAAACCAUACUUCCCAACCCUCACAGCAGAGUGUGUCUGACCUCACCAGACCCUGAUGACCCUCUGAGUUCCUACAUCAAUGCCAACUACAUACGGGGCUACGGUGGGGAGGAGAAGGUGUACAUCGCCACUCAGGGACCCAUCGUCAGCACAGUGGCCGACUUCUGGCGCAUGGUGUGGCAGGAGCAUACGCCCAUCAUUGUCAUGAUUACCAAUAUCGAGGAGAUGAAUGAGAAAUGCACCGAGUAUUGGCCAGAGGAGCAGGUGGUGUACGACGGUGUUGAGAUCACUGUGCAGAAAGUCCUUCACACUGAGGAUUACCGGCUGCGACUCAUCUCCCUCAAGAGUGGGACUGAAGAGAGAGGCCUGAAGCAUUACUGGUUCACAUCCUGGCCUGACCAGAAGACCCCAGACCGGGCCCCUCCACUCCUGCACCUGGUACAGGAGGUGGAGGAGGCAGCCCAGCAGGAGGGGCCCCACUGUGCCCCCAUCGUUGUCCACUGCAGCGCAGGGAUUGGGAGGACUGGUUGCUUCAUUGCCACCAGCAUCUGCUGCCAGCAGCUGCGGCAUGAGGGUGUGGUGGACAUCCUGAAGACCACGUGCCAGCUCCGUCAGGACAGGGGUGGCAUGAUCCAGACAUGUGAGCAGUACCAGUUUGUGCACCACGUCAUGAGCCUCUACGAGAAGCAGCUGUCCCACCAGUCCUCAGAGUGACCAAGCUCCUCCUCCAAGGUCCUCUGGGUACUGCCCAGCCUGAGUCUGAGCGCUCACCCCAGCCUCCCAGGGCUCUGCCCCAUGUCCUGGGCUUGCUCCCUGCCCUUACCUGCUCCUGCUUCCUUCCUUCUGUCUGCUCCCUCCUGCUCUAUUAGCCUUGGCCUGGCCCCUGCCCCCCAGCAUAGCUCUUCCUACUGUACAUACUGGGGAGUAGGGGGAGGGGAGGGAUGUGCCAGGCCAGGCCUGGGGCCCCAGGGCCUGACCCACAGGGCUCAGGCCUGGUGCCUCAGUUUUUAACGAUGAUUCCAUCACUACUUGAUACAAAACAUUUCUGUGCCACACUCCUAGCGUCCUGCUGCAGCGUGUUCUGUCUGU